This is a messenger RNA of Closterium sp. NIES-65, 4548 nucleotides long. NCBI's taxonomy places the organism in Eukaryota, Viridiplantae, Streptophyta, Zygnematophyceae, Desmidiales, Closteriaceae. The record is from the annotation of a GenBank genome assembly.
AUGGCCGCCGUCGCCUCUUCCUCUGCUGUCCGCGUGGCUGCCGUGUUCGGCGCCAAGAACCAGAAGCUCAACGCCAAGAGCUUCGCCGGCGCUUCCCUCGCCGUGAAGGCCGCUCCCGCGCGCCUGACCAUGGCUGCGGAGGCUCCCGCCGGCUUCUCCCCUCCCGAGCUGAAGUCCGACACGCCGUCGCCCAUCUUCGGCGGCAGCACCGGCGGCCUUCUCCGCAAGGCCCAGGUCGAGGAGUUCUACGUGAUCACGUGGGAGGCCAAGAAGGAGCAGAUCUUCGAGAUGCCCACCGGUGGUGCCGCCAUCAUGCGCGCGGGCCCCAACCUUCUGAAGCUCGCCAGGAAGGAGCAGUGCCUCGCGCUCGGCACCCAGCUCCGGACAAAGUUCAAGAUCAACUACCAGUUCUACCGCGUGUUCCCCAGCGGCGAGGUGCAGUACCUGCACCCCAAGGACGGCGUGUACCCCGAGAAGGUGAAUGCUGGCCGUGCCAACGCCAACGUGAACCUGCGCUCCAUCGGCAAGAACAUCUGGGUGGUGGGCGGCAGCGACGAGCGCGCCGUGAAGCACGACGUGUUCGCUUUCAACACGCGCACCCGGGAGUGGAGGCAGGUGCAGACACGUGGCAGGUAUGCAGAGUACCCACGUGUCACACAUGCUGCCGUGGUGCAUCCACAGCAUGCCACGUGGCUGCUCAUCCACGGGGGAUACGGUGGCAACGGACCCACGCUCGAGUUCCUCGAUGAUCUCUGUGUACUCGAUACAGACUCGCUGAGCUGGCAUGACCUGAGCCCCUCAGGCUCCCCGCCCCCUGCGCGCGGCUACCACUCCAUGACAAACCUUGCCGGCCGCGCCAUUGUCUUUGGGGGGAAGACCAAGCAGCGGGCCGACAAGGAGCAGCACAGCCUCUGGUACGUCCCUGGCACGCUUACUCUAGGUGAGCUUCAGGUGCUCUUGCACCCCUUCCACCUCAUCCUCCCCCAUUGCCCCAUGCCCCAUGCCCACCAGUCCUCCCUGCUCCUCUCUACGCCUCCCCACCCCGCCAACCCCCAGGGCGUACAACCCGCUAACCAACGCGUGGGAGCAGCCUUUUUCCCACCCUCACGGUGGCACCAGGGGAAACCUCACACUUCCCCCUUCUCCCCUCCUCUUCCCCCUCUCCCUUUCCCCAGGGCGUACAACCCGCUAACCAAUGCGUGGGAGCAGCCUACAGUAGCAGCAGGGGGGCCUCAUGCGCAGCCGCGGUCCAAUCACGCUGCGACAGGUGUCGGGGGCGGGAUGGCAGUGGUGCAUGGGGGGCGCGUAAAGAAGGAGCGCUUGGAUGACCUCUGGCUGCUGCAGGCCAAAGCCCCGCCACACAGCACACCGCCAUCACCCCCAUCCGCUCAUCUCUCUGCACCCAUCUCCCUCGCCUGGCACCGCAUCGCCACUCUCCCCUCCUCCGCGCCCAUGCCCGCCGUGCCUGCACGUGUGGGCGAGGGGGGGAAUGACAGAGGCGGGUGGGGGGGGAGCGGAGCAGUGGGGCCAGCAGGGAGGGCGGCGCACUCUGUGGUGCACUGGGGGCGGUCGCUCUUCCUCUUUGGCGGCUAUGGUGGCAACGACCAAUCAUACGCCGACCUCUUUGCUCUCCGGAACCUUCCUGCCGCCUUCCCAGCAUCCAGCCAAUCACCUGCUGCCACAUCUGCAGGCGAGCAUGAGCAUGGGGGAAGCGAGAUUCCAGGCCUCCAGUCAGCUGUCCCCAGACUGCUGCGAGCCAAUCGGGAGGCCACAGGAGGGAGGGGAUUAGAGGCUGGUGAGACACGAGUGAUGGGACAGCAGAAGCAGAAGCAGAAGCAGAAGCAGCAGCCACAGCCCACUCAGCAGCAGCGGCAGCAGCAGCAGCAGCAGAGGCAGAGGCAGCAGAAGAAGCAUCAGGAGCAGAAGCAGCAGCACCAGAGGGAGCAGCGGGAGUGGAAGGCAGUGCAGCGGCAGCAGCUGGACCUGGUGGGUGGCGACGUUCGGCAGCUAUUGAGGCAGAGUCCUUUCGCUGGCAGGGAGAGGGGCGGCAGGCGAGGGGAGGAGGGGUCUGGAGAGGUGAGAGGGAGGGGGGCAAGGGAGGAGGGAGAGGAGGGCGAUGGGGGAAGGGGAGGGGAUGUGAGGGGAAUGGGAUUUGGAUUGAGGGGAGGGGUGGAGGGAGCAGCAGCGGCAGGGGUUGGGACGGCGAAGGGGGGUGGAGCUGUGGGCAUAGAUAGGCUGGGUCUAGGUGUGGGUAGGGAAGGAGGCUCAGAUUCCGAGGCAUCAGGUUCGGAAACAGGUCCGGUGGGUGGGGAUGAGAGGGAGGGUGGGGCGAAGAGAAGGAGGAUGGACCAAGAUCAAACUUUUGCUGCCGGGAAGAGGAGAGAUGGGGAGGAGGGGCAUUCAAGAGGAAGGAGGGGAGUGGGGGGAAGGGGGGAAGGGGUCAGAGGCGCAGAGAUGGCGGGAGGAGGGGCAGCUAUGACUGCAAGGGGAGAUGAGGGAGGUGGCGGGGAGGUGGGACGAGGGGGGAUGACCUGGGGAACAUUGGGGGGAACGUUGGGGGGAACGUUGGGGGGAACGUUGGGGGAAACGUUGGGGGGAACGUUGGGGGAAACGUUGGGGGGAACGUUGGGGGAAACGCUGGGAGAAGCGGUGGGGAGUAUGCUUGGCAGGGAGAAGAGAGUGGGAUGGGGAGAAGUGAGGGGUUGUGAGGGGGAGAGGCUAGGAGACAGUGGCGCAGAGUUGAGGGGAGGUGGGGAAGGAGGAGUAGGGGAGGAAUGGGGAUGCAUGGACUUGCGCGAGGAGAGGGCAGGAGGUCAUGAGCAGGGAGGGGAGCAAAGGGGGAAGGAGGGGGGUGAGCGUGGGGAGACGAGAUUAGGCAGAGGCGGGAGUUGUAGGGAUGGUGCUGUGAUGAGAGCAGGGGUUGGGGUGACGGGAGAGAGGGGGGUAGCAGGUGGGGCGGUGGGGGCAGAGGAGAGGGGCAACUGGCGCACAGGCAGGGCAGGGGCAGUUGGGGUGGAGAGGUGUGGUGGAAGCAAGGGGAGGGCGGGAGAGGAGGGGAGAGAGGUGGUGAGGGAGCGAGUGGGGGAAGCACAAGGGAUAGAGAUGGAUGGAGUGGGAGAAGUGGGAGGAGGGAAGGGCGUGCAUGGAGCGAAGGAGGUGCAAGGCGUGCAUGCGAUGGCUAUGGGCAUGGAGGAGCGUCUUGCAUCGCUGGAGCGAGAUGCGCUUCUGCGAGCGGCCAUGGAGCAGCAGAUUCGGACGCUCUCACACGAGCUCGCAGCCGCCAGGGCUGAGGGGGCAGCUGCGAGGGCGAAGGGCGAGGCAGCGCGGAGGAGGCUGGAAUGUUCCGAAAAGGAGCUCGCAGCAGCGAAGGCAGAGGGGGCAGCAGCAAGAGCACAAGAGAUGGUGACAAGGGCAACGCGUGAACGGAUGCAGAAGGAGGUGUCAGCAGCGAGGGAGGAGAGGGAGGUGGCGAGAAAGUUAGUGCAGCGAUGUGAGGGUGAGGUGAGGGCAGCACGGGCGGAGGGGGAGGCGGCGAGGGCAGCAGCGAGGGAGGAGGCGGUGCAGAGGGCAGCGGCAGAGAGGGAGCUGCGUGGAGCUGUGAGCUCUUUGGAAGCUGAGCUGGCUCGUGCCAAGGCACAGGGUGACGAGGAGCGGCGGCAGAGGGAGGUGCAGAGGCGGAAGGCGGAGGAGCAGCAGCAGCGGGCGUGUGAGCUAGAGAGGCACGUGGGGGAGGGCGAGGCGAGGAUGAAGCAGCUGGAGGCACAGCUAGCUCAGGCGACUGCGGAGGCUCAGGAAGCAACUAAGCGGGCGAGCAGCCAGCAGCAGGAGGCUCAGAAGCUCAGAGGAGAAUUGCAGGAAGCACAUGAGGAGCUGUCAUCUCUGCAUGCUGAGGUGGCAUCGCAGCGACAAUCCAUGGAUUCCUUGAAAACCGCCCAUGCUCAGGAGCAAUCCCGAGCAGCGCAGCAGCUUGCCGCAGUUCAGGCGCAACUGGGGGAGGUGCAGCAAGAGCAGCAGCAGCUGCAGCGGGCUCUGAGAGAAGCCCAGCAGCACAGCGCCCAGGUGGAGACGGAGUGGCGGCAGCAGAAGCAGGCGGCGGAGGAGGAGCAGCAAAGAAGGGCGGAGCAACACAGGAGAGAAAUGGAGCAGAUGCAAGCAAGGCUCAUAGAGGCUGUGGGUCAGAAGCAGUGCGCAGAGCAACGCCUGGAAGAUUCCAGGAAGCGGGCUGAUGAGCUAAGCGAGCGGGUCAAGCAGGUGGAGCAGCGAGCAGAGCAGCACGUGGCAGCAGCGCAGCAGUGGAGGCAAACCGAGGCUCGCCUGCAAUCGUCUCUCCACAAAGUGAAGCUGGAAAGGCAGCGGCUGCAGAGUCAGGCCGACACACUCAGAGGCUAUGCCGGUUUGACUGGCGCACCCGGCACAGCAUUUGAGACGUCUCAAAAGUUCCUUCUUGUGUUGUGCCUUCUGUGGUGUUCGCAGGGCGCACCUGGCACGGCACCAGGCGGUGCAGCAACAGAUGGAGAGCAGCUGGCAGCAACUGCGAGGCAGCACUGA